UGAAAAAACCCAGUUGCACAGGCUUCUAUCCUAUGACUAUGGUGUCCAAUGUUUUGUAGGCGCUUAUGUUUCACGUGCUCUUCCUUCGUUGUGACUCAUUAGUAAUAACCUUUCUCUCAAUAAAGAAAUAAAACCCACAUUUUCUUUUUUUCAAUAUUUGCCACUCCAUUACCAAUUCUUUGCUUUCUAGCUUUUCUUUUAGUUUAAAUACUAUAUAGCCUUUGCAGCUUCCAAUGGCAGAUCUCAAGCCUGUGAUCGAGAUUUCUUUCGCUGAAAUAUUCCUGUGCAGCGCUUUCGCGGCUUGUUUUGCCGAGUUCUGUACUCUUCCUUUGGACACUGCUAAAGUCAGGCUUCAGCUUCAAAAGAAAGCAGCAGCAGCUGGGGUGGAUGGAGUGGGUUUUCCCAAAUAUAGAGGCUUGUUGGGUACUAUGGCCACCAUUGCCAGGGAAGAAGGUUUGUCGGCACUUUGGAAAGGCCUUAUUCCAGGAUUACAACGCCAGUGUCUUUAUGGAGGCUUACGGAUUGGCUUAUAUGGUCCUGUCAAAAGAUAUCUAGUUGGCAGCGAAUUUAUUGGAGAAAUUCCUUUAUACCACAAAAUACUUGCUGCUUUUUUAACAGGUGCUAUAGCAAUUAUUGUGGCUAAUCCAACUGAUCUUGUCAAAGUUCGACUUCAAGCAGAAGGAAAAUUGCCGGCUGGCGUGCCUAGGCGUUAUUCUGGAGCUUGGGAUGCUUAUUUCACCAUAGUGAAGCAGGAAGGUUUAGGGGCGCUGUGGACUGGCCUUGGCCCCAAUAUAGCAAGAAAUGCUAUAGUAAAUGCUGCUGAACUAGCCAGUUAUGACCAAGUGAAACAGAUGAUUUUGAACAUUCCAGGGUUCAUGGACAAUAUAUUAACUCAUCUGCUAGCUGGUCUAGGUGCAGGUUUCUUUGCUGUCUGUAUUGGUUCUCCUGUUGAUGUGGUGAAAUCUAGAAUGAUGGGAGAUUCAACUUACAAAAACACGCUUGAUUGCUUCAUCAAAACUUUGAAGAGUGAGGGAUUUCUUGCCUUUUAUAAAGGGUUCUUCCCUAAUUUUGGCCGGCUGGGUUCUUGGAAUGCUAUUAUGUUUCUAACUUUUGAGCAAGCCAAGAGAAUUUUCUGAGGUGAAGUCCAACUCUAUAGCUUUCCUGGUUUGGAAUUAGCAAGCAGGAAGGUGCAGCCUUUGCUUGGAAAUUGCCUCUUCAUCUAUUUCUGAUUUUUUGUGGAGAGAUAAGAUCACCACUACAUUUUUUGGUUCACCACUCAGUUAUUUAUAUAGGGUAGUGUAUGUAACAUUGAAUAGACUGUCAAACUAGAGUGACUUGAAAAGUUAUUCAUUAUUAUUGAUCCUUUUGUGAUAGUUUGCAAGCUGCUUUCCUUGCCAUUUCUCCAAAUUGGACAUUGCGUACAUUAUUACGUUGUAAAUUUGAAUGAAAACAAACCACUAUAUUGUGGGAUUUUCAUCG
Quercus robur (English oak) is the source of this 1479-nucleotide messenger RNA. RefSeq names its product mitochondrial uncoupling protein 2. Lineage: Eukaryota; Viridiplantae; Streptophyta; Magnoliopsida; Fagales; Fagaceae. Gene Ontology annotation, biological process: mitochondrial transport; mitochondrial transmembrane transport. Gene Ontology annotation, molecular function: oxidative phosphorylation uncoupler activity. The coding region runs from base 234 to 1136 and encodes 300 amino acids. Gene Ontology annotation, cellular component: mitochondrial membrane. The record is from RefSeq and is a predicted model, not a curated record. The transcript has 9 exons.